AUGCUACCUGAAUCACUUCCAAUUUUAAAAGAGCUUUCCCUUGAAAUGGACAUGCUUAACGGAUGGAUGCCCAACAUACAAUACCCUAUAAGACUGAAAUUUGAAAUGAAUGACGACGUGUUGUGGUCAGUGUAAAGAGAUUAGCUCGUGUAUGUGGGACCGAGAUACGUGGAUUCCAUGGAGAUGUGCUAGAAAUAUUUGACAAAUUACCAACCGACUAAGAAUUAAACAGACAUGAUGGAGGCAAUUCAAAAAAAAUAGCGCUAGCUAAGACUAUUUAUCAAUAGACCAUAAGCACAAAAACACUUUAUAUAGUUUGAUUCUGAUUUCGAGUCAGGGAACUUGGAUUUCGCAUUCUAAGUUCGUCCAAACGAGUAUAAUUGCUAUAUGAGAUGUGAUUCAAACUCGCGUAGCAGUCAUAGUUGGUAUCAUUUCAGCAUGGUUUCGGAGAGAACACAGACAAUAAAGAUAAAUAUUUGCAAUUUCAGCAAACAUCGCAGCCUUUAUUAAAGAGGCAUGAGACCUUAUAUAGGAAUCAAUGGGGUCUGGAAGUAAGGCGGUGAUAACAUAGUCUUUGAUCAGAAGAAUCAACGAUCGUCAAGACUGAGUUUUGAUUUGACUCUUGUGAAAGGGUAGAAAAUUUAUGUAGCAUAUGGAGUGCCCUAUACCUAUUCUUAGAUGAUGCAAUUUAUAUAGCCAUUGGGAUUUAGCAUUUUUACUAGAACACCUGCAGGAGUAGACAUUCCGAUGCUCCAGUUUGGUGAGGCGAAGAGAAGAACAAUAAUAGUAACUGCUCGUGUUCAUCCAGGAGAAUCAAAUAGUUCUCAUAUGAUGGAAGGUUUUUUGAAGUAUCUCAUCUCUCCAGAUGGUCAGUAACUCUUAUAGAAUUCAUAAGUUAUAGCAAUCCCAAUGCUCAAUCCUGAUGGAGUGAUUGCUGGCAAUUUUAGAACUUGUCUACAAGGAAUGGAUCUGAAUCGCCAGUUUUCCAACCCUGAUUAGAAUACUACUCCUUAGAUUUAUUAAAUCAAAAAGUUGAUAGAGACCAUGAAGAGUCCUCCAUUUGUGUAUAUGGACAUGCAUGGACAUUCCCUCAAAAAAAACCUAUUCAUUUAUGGACCAGAAUAUCCAAUUUUCAGUUUAAACUACCUAAAGUGUCGAGUGUUGGCUAAAUUGAUGUCUGAGGCAACAGAGGUCUUUAGGUAUUGGAGUGGUAUUUGGAGAGUGUAACCUAAUAAGAGAAAUACAGCGAGAGCCAUAUUGAAUUCAGAGUUUAAGAUAGUCAAUUGUUUUACAGUUGAAUGUUCAAAUGGAUUAUAUUACUUGGGAUCUCAAUAAAUAACUAAAGAGUUUGGCAUUCCUGAUUUUCAUCAACUGGGACAAGAAUUGGGAAAGUAAGUUCAGAUUUUACUUGAAAAAGAAAUCAAAUAUAUAGAAUAUUAGAAGGAUAGAAUAAAGAACCGUAAGAAGAAGAGAAUAAAUCCAUAUACUAGUUUGCUAUAACAAAUACAAAAGGAUGAAGAAGAACAUCAAGUGUAGGAUGAGGAUGAGUUGUUAGAAAGUGAGAGUAGUGAAGAAGAAGUAAAAAAGAGAAAAACCUUUAUUCGAAAAUUUCAAUAGCCUAGAUAGUCUUAAUUAAGACAGGAGAUUGAAUGUAGAAAAUCAUUCGUAUCUGAUCGAAAACCACGAAGUUAAGAUAAAUCCUUAGACAAAUCUUAGAUUUCACAAAGGCCUUUUUCACCUUACACUCCUUUUAAGAGAUCUGUGUCGUCAUCCAGAUAUGUAAAUUGUCCCACAAAACAAUAGUAAUUGAAAUAGAGAUUGAGUAAUUAUGGAUUUAAUUGA
Molecule: messenger RNA, 1842 nt
Organism: Paramecium tetraurelia
Lineage: Eukaryota; Ciliophora; Oligohymenophorea; Peniculida; Parameciidae
Exons: 4
Biological process (GO): protein side chain deglutamylation; proteolysis
Molecular function (GO): metallocarboxypeptidase activity; zinc ion binding
Source: RefSeq, a predicted model, not a curated record